AGCUGAGUAGAAUAAAUGGUUUUUGUUUUUAUUUGAACCCGUAGUCCGUUCGGAUGUGUUGCUUCUUUUUUUAUUUUUAUUUAAAUAUUAAAUAUCAUGUGUAAGUGGUGGGUCUGGGUCCUUAGUAUAGUAUUUUUAUACUUGUUAUACUCGGCUAUUACUUCUAGUGGAAACGAGGGAGCUCUUUUGGCUAGGUAUGAUAUAUAUUUGGAAAAGUUUAAUAAAAGUUAUAAAAACAACUUGACGGAGUACAAAAUUAGGUUUGGACACUUUGUGGCAUCAGUACGUGAAAUAGACGAAUUAAAUGCCCUAUCGAGGGGAUCGGACGAGUAUCGGGCACUAUACGGGUUGACGAAAUUGUCAGACAUGUCCAAAUCUGAAUAUAAAAACAUACAUCUAUCGGAUGAACGUAUACUGAAAUCACCAGAGGCAUACGGCAAGAGUUGGCGUGAAGCAAUCGCCAAGUUGAUAUAUUAUCGAGACAAAUCACGUCAUAAGGGUCAAAGGUUCCAUGAUACGCCUGUAUACGAGAGAAAGAAGAGGGCAUUACUACCUUUACAAGUUGACUGGAGGUCCAAGGGUGUGAUAGGCCCAGUCAGGAAUCAGGGCCUGUGCGGUGCAUGUUGGGCCUUUAGUACAAUUGGCACGGUGGAGGCGAUGGCGGCCAUUAAGAAUGGCAAAUUGGAGACUCUCAGUGUUCAGGAGGCGAUAGAUUGCGCCGGAAUGGGCAAUAGCGGGUGCGCCGGUGGCGACAUCUGCCUACUGCUGGACUGGUUGAUGUUGAGUAAUACGCCCGUCGAACUCGACAAGGAGUAUCCUCUUCGGUUGGCCAGUGGCACAUGUAGUGUGAAGAAAAACGGUACAGGAGUACGAAUAGCGAGCUUUACUUGUGACGAAUUUGUGGGCGCCGAGGAUAAGAUCCUGCAAGCGCUGGCCACCCACGGCCCAGUGACCGUUGCAGUGAACGCGCUCACCUGGCAGAAUUAUCUCGGCGGAGUCAUACAGUAUCAUUGCAGUGGAUCUGCAUUGGACCUCAACCACGCAGUGGAGCUAGUCGGGUAUGACCUAUCAGCUGAGGUACCAUACUACAUAGCGAAGAAUUCCUGGGGUCAAGAUUUCGGACUGGACGGUUACCUCCAUCUCGCCAUAGGGAGCAACAUAUGCGGCCUGGCCAACGAAGUGGCCACUGUCGCUGUGAAAUAAUUAUAAAUAAGUUAAACAUAUUGACUGUUAACUGCCAAGAACUCCUAUUUUUUUUUAUACAACUUAGAAUGGCAAACAAGCUGACGGCCCACCUGAUGGAAAAUGGUAACCGUCGCCUAAAGACAUGAGCAGUACCACGGACAUAACAGAGUAUACUGUUUCGCCCAUGAUACCCCCCAUGCGUUGCCAUUCCUGAGGACUCAGGUGUUAUUCCUCUGUACCCAGUAAAUUCACGCCAUAUCCCACUCUUCAAACCGAAACACAGCCAUGCAAACACAACUGCUUCACGGUUAAACACGAAUGGGACAGAGGUGACCAAGCAAUCGAGUUUUGUACAAAGUCUCCCUAACAUAACAUGGACAAAAUUUACAAAAAUUUUACAAGUGUGAUAAAAUAAAUUAUGAAUUUACUCCAUAUAUUUGUGAGUAAGGCCUGCCACGUGUGCUACCUACUGGCAAUAAGUGGAAGGACAGUAAACGGCUGAUAUGAUGGUAUGAUGAUGAAGUUGUAUUGUCUCGGCAUAGAACAGGCUACCCUUCCUUUCUUGUGGAUGUCGUGAGAGGUGACUUAAGGAACUUAAUGGUCGAGGGAUGGGCAGCAGCGUUCCUCUUUGAACAUCUCUGAAAGCCUAACUGCGGUUGCCAACUUGUCUGCCAAGCGUGGCAACUACUGGUUCCACUUAUGGGGAAGGUUUAUGUUCUGUAGUGGAAAGUUAACGAUCGAAAUUAUGAAACGAUGAUGAUAAUGUGUGAGAAAACGCAUUCAUUUUGAAUUUAAUAUUUUUUUUAUUAUUAAAAAUAUAUUGUACUGGCAGCUAGAAACAGUUUAUGGAAAAAGAAAAAGAGGUUUUACUAAUUUGUCUUUUCAUAAGAACUCACCGCGGACUUAAUUAAUAUUUAAAAAAAGAACACGGUUAGGGCCAGUCGUUCUCUAGUUUUGCGCUUAGUAACACGUUUAUUUAUAUAUGUUGACAAUUAUAUAUUUUAUUUAUAUAUAGAUAAUAUAAAAAAGUAAUUGGUUUUAAUAUAAAUUCUGUAAAUGUUAAAUAUAUUUUUGUCUAUGUAACAUAGGAAAGAAGAUAGGUAAAGUAGAAAAAUGUGAAUAGUUAUUUUGCUGGCCUAUACUUUGGUCAACGCAUUUCCAUAGCUAUUCAGCGUGGAAAUGCAGCAAGUCUCCUAGGUGUCCUAAGGUCUCCUAAGUCACCAGCUGGCAGUGAUCUUAAGGAUUUUUUUUAUCUUUAACUAUUUAAAUUUAUUCCAUUAGAAUCAUUUAUUUAGAUAGGUAUCUAGUUAUUUUAUAAAUGUCAUUUAGGACGUGUUGGUGGUUAACUGUCGGUAUGUUGUGUUAGUUUUAUUUGAAAUAUAUAAUAAAAAAAAAAACUUGGCAUAUUCUUUUAUCGUAAUUAGAGUGAUCAUAAUGAACAAAUAGCGCUAGAGCAAAAUGAUUUUUAUUAUAUAUUUUUAGAUUACUAAUUUCGAUAAAAUGAUAUACCAAAAUAUUAAAUAUACCGAAAUAUAUGUAAGAAAAAAUAAACAAAUACUGAAAAAGUCAAUUUACACGGCAGGACUGAUAAUAUAUAAGACUUAUAAUUGUAUAGUACUCGACUAUGUGUCAUAUUAGUUUUUUUUUAUAUUUUACUUGACAUGCCUUAAUGUUGAAAUGACUGUACAUUUGAAAUAAAUAGGUACAUUGAACAAAUAUCCCACUACUAUAGUAUUAUAAAUGUGAAAGUUUAUAAACAUGUACCGGGUCACUCAAAAAGUAUUGCGAGAAAAAGUUUUUAUGUAUGCGAGACUGGCCAGUUAUAAUUUAUUUAAAAAUUUUAUUACCUAUAAAUAAAAAUAGGUACGUUCUAAAUUUAAAACUUCCCUCCACAUUUUUUGCGAGCUAAUUGAAAUUAGCGUGUUUCAUUGAAAAAUGAUACAAUUUUCGUUCGCCGGAUGAUGCGCUCUCAGUGUUCGAGCAGGCUGUAAACGAGGUGUCUGCGGUGGACUGGAAAAUGUGUUUCGAAAACUGGUUCAGACGCAUGAAAAUUUGUAUAGAGGCUGGUGGAGAGUACUUUGAAAAGAUAUAAUAAAAAUAUAUUUACCUGUAGAACAUUUUUUUUAGUGUCGCAACACUUUCUGAGUGUAUAUGUGUUACUCAAUCACAUUUAAUGGCUGAAAACAUUUGAAUUAAUAUUUGUAUCUUGUUUGUUAGAUUAUAUCCUAAGUAAAAUACUCUAUAGAUAGAUAAGAUAUUCACGCAGGCAAAGUCGCGGGAAACAGGUAGUAAUAUUGUAAUGAACAAAUAGUUAAAUAUUUUUAUGAUUACCAACUUCAAUCGAAUGAUAUAUCAAGUAAGUUUAGUUUACACUGCAGAAUUGAUCAUUUUAUGUCUAAUAGACUUUUGCAUUAUAACGUUUAUGGUUUAUAAGAGACGGGAAUUAAUAUAAUUAUUUAAAUAAACAAUGAUAAUUUGUGCGAGGAAUAAGUAUAUGGGACAGAUGAAGGAAACACUAGAUGUCAUGUCGUAUAGGGAGGUCAAAGACAUGGUCUGGAAUAGAGAUGGUUGGAAGAGAAUGCAUGAAUUAGUUGCCCCGACAAGAAGGAACUCUUAAAUAAGAAGAGAGAGAGAGAGAGAGAGAGAGAUGAUAAUUUACUUGAGUUAUCUGGACGUUUCCGAGACGUAAUCACGAGUGAAUAAGAAAAGAAAAUACUUCUGUCUUCAAGGUGGAAAUACGACAACGCUACAUCUCUUUACCAGAGGGAGACUGUACAAAAGUCAUUUGCUUGGGCACCACUGUCCCAUUCGUGUUUCAACCGUGAAGCAGUUGUGUUUGCAUGGCUGUGUUUCGGUUUGAAGGGUGGGAUAUGGCAGUGAAUUUACAGGGUACAGAGGAAUAACACCUGAGUCCUCAGGAAUGGCAACGCAUGGGGGGUAUCAUGGGCGAAACAGUAUACUCUGUUAUGUCCAUAGUACUGCUCAUGUCUAUAGGCGACGGUUACCACUUUCCAUCAGGCGGGCCGUGCGCUUGUUUGCCAUUCUAAGUUGCAUAAAAAAGACCUACUCGUGACUACGGCCGGUGUAGAUAGUUCAGGUAAAUUGUUAUAGUCUAUCUAAAUAAUCGCCCUAAAUCUCGUCUCUUAUAAAUCAGAAUUUAUUAAUAUAUUUUUUUAAGUUAUAAGGUCGUGUCAACUAUUAGAAAAUACUCAUGUGUAUCUAUCUAUAUAUUUGUGAUGAUACUAAAAAAAAAAAACAUGUGUAAAUAAUGGAAACUAUUCAGCAAUAUUAAGACUGAUUCAUAUCGUUGUGUUCGAAAAUGUAAUGCAAAUAUUUAAAACUACUUUUUAUCUAUGACUUCGUACGUGUGGAUUUGGGAAACAGGUAAACGUUGUUUUGUCUCGUAAGAAGAAAAUUCAAGGAAAUAAACCAAUUAUAAAUGCAUGUAUCGAAAUGAAGCAUACAUCAGACAGACAGACUUUAAUUUUCAGGAAAACGAAAAGGAUCUCUGAAAAUUGCACUUAAAUUGGUUCAGUGGUUCUUUUACGCGACGCAAGAACAAUCGUUCAAACAGACAAAUAGACUGUGAGUAAUCCGAUUAAUAUCUAAUAUAUAAAAUUCUCGUGUCGCGGUGUUUGUUACCAAACUCCUCCGAAACGGCUUUACCGAUUUUUAUGAAAUUUUGCGUGCAUAUUGGGUAGGUCUGAGAACCCCUCAAUGAUAAAGGUGACCCACCCUUACAUUUUUUUUUUUUAUUUUUCUGUAUUUUUUUUUUUAUUCUUAUUUUAUUAUGAUUUAGCAUUAAAAAAUACAUACAAAUUCAAAUUCUCACGCUUUUAUGAUCAACCCCUAUUGUUUAAUCGCAAUUUUUAUAUGCCGCAAUAGGGCUGCAAGAUGACAAUCGAAUAUAAUAAUUGUAGUACGAUAGAUUUUCAUGUAUAGUUCUAAAAGUAAUGUAUAUGGUAAAACAACGUUUACCGAGUCAGCUAGUAAAUAAAAUAAAAUUAGGUUUCGAUGGAAGCAGGCGAAGAAAAAUAGCAGAUGAUGAGUUGAGAAAAUUUUUAAUAAAUCAAUUCGAUUGUUUAAUAAAGAACAUCAAGAAACAUAUUCAAAUUAUUGUCAUUGACAGAAAAAUAAAAAUAACGAAAUAUAAAGAGGUUUCACAACAUACACCCCACCUUGCGCAUACGCAUUACUACAGCGCAAUAACGAAACACAAAAUCAUAUGUCAAGUCGAUGGGGAAGUUUCACAGGACGACCAGAACGUGUAGUCUUGGCUGGAGAGAUCCAACCACGACUUUAGGAUCAAUAGCUUUAUCAUUUGAUCCCGAUGGCCGUGGAAACUGAAUGUCCUCUAAUUGUGACACCUCCAGAGGGUAUAAACGUUGCAAAGGUCGAAGACGUUCGCCUUUAGCCGUUUUAAUACGAGCUACCCUACCAACGCUAUCAACACCAGGAUAUGUCUCCAAAAUGAGACCCAAGGGUCAAUUUACGCGUUUCAAAUUAUCUAAACCAAUAAGUAAAUUAUUGUCAUUGACAGAAAUAUAAAAAUAACGAAAUAUAAAGAGGUGUUACAACAUAUACAAAAACAAAAAAAAUAUAUUUUUUGACUUACAUUCCUCUUAAAAAAAUUCGUCACGUAUUUUUUUUUUAUUAAAUAUCUCCUAUGCACAUAAAUCUUUUAGAAUUAAUUUUAUUAUCUAAACAUGUUCUAUAUUAUUGGGUUUUCUCCUUACGUUACCUAUUUCCACGCAUACGAAGUCACAGGUAAAAGUUAGUUAAACUAUAUUUAUCUAGAGUAUAGUUUUAUAUAUUGAGCAAUCUAUAUGUUUGCAGUACAUUUUUGGACAUCAUUGUGUAUAAAUAUAACAAAAGUGCCUAAAUCUCUCGUCCAUUUUUAUAUUUAUAUAGUUUUAUAAGUUAGUUGCAAUUUUUAUAUAUAAAUAUACAUAUGUAAGAGUUACAAAAUACUAAUAAAAAUAAUAUUUUUAUCUCUAUGUGUAUAACGUGUCGUUAUAUUGAGAUAUAUAUAUGUUAUUAUAUACAGGGUGAUAUUAAAAUCGAUUUCGGUACGUAAAACUAAGAAUCUACUCAAGCUAUCAAAUAUAUUUAUAUAAUUUUUUUUUUAAUUAAAAACAAAUAGUUCAGCCGUUCAAUACUGACAUGGAAAUGGAUGGAUUCGAAAAGUAGAGGAUCGCGCAUGGUAGAAAACAUUGGAGCAGUUUUUUUUUAUAUAUGAUAAUAAAAUAGUAACCCCACCUGUGCUAUCGGUAUACACCAGCGGGGCACCAGUGAAGGAUGAUAGAUGAGGAUGAAACAGGCCAGUUAGCCUAUCAUGAUGAUUUCAUCAGGAAUUAACCAUGAUAGUUUCCAGGGGGAACUGCGAGGAGGUUGUCCUGGUUGGGUAUAUUGCUAGCAAUGGGAUUCCUAGUCUCCAUUACUAACAAUCCCAGUUUUAUGUCCAGCAGUGGAUAGAUACUGGCUGAAAUGAUGAUGACAUCAACUCUACAGGUGAUCAGUGUGUCAGUAUGGGUGGCUCAAAAUUUUUGUCGUUUUUCGACCCGUUUCUCUUUGAUGAAAGUGGUAAAUUUCAGUCGAAGAACACCCUUUAAUGGAUUGCUAACCGUUUCGUUUUCACUCUGUAUGUAUAUAGUAUAUUUACAAUUAAGUAAUUAUAAGUUAAUUUUUGUUUGUUACAAAUUUGAAAUUUGUUGAAGCAAUUUUACAUUUAUAAAUAAAAUUUCUUAAAAUAU
Molecule: messenger RNA, 6938 nt
Organism: Galleria mellonella (greater wax moth)
Lineage: Eukaryota; Metazoa; Arthropoda; Insecta; Lepidoptera; Pyralidae
Product: cathepsin O-like
Exons: 6
Coding region: 97-1203 (368 amino acids)
Cellular component (GO): lysosome
Molecular function (GO): cysteine-type endopeptidase activity
Source: RefSeq, a predicted model, not a curated record